UGCCUCGGAUCUUUCCGUCGUGUGGGUUGUGUGCUGUGGUUGCGUGUGUGCUUUUAUUUCACUGGCAUUGAGUUCGCGCUACGAUCAAAACACUUCGUUGCAUUCCGACCUGCGCCGCGCUGAUACGCGAUUCGUAAUAUCGCGGGUACGGGUCAGCCAACACGACACCGGCCUCUAUUGUCGGGUCCAGUUUUGUUUUUGUUAUUGCGCGCAGACUGGCGCGCUGCCAUCGGAGAGCGACCGCGCUGAGCCUGAGCGGUGACGGAGCCACAGAGCCGGUACUGAGCACGUGGGAUUUCCAGUUUCUUGCUGCAGUGUGCUUUUUUGGGGCGCGCGUUGUAGAUGUCGAGAGGAUUCGGAGACUGGACAGUGGCCCCAUAGGGAGGUCUAGCCUCGGCGAAGGCAAUGGCCCCGAUAGAACUGGAAAACAAAGCCGAUGAGGAACAGCGGCUAGUGAACGGCGGCGACCACAACAAAACGCUGCCUCGCGACUCACCGGAAAAGAUUCUCCCUGCGGACACCCUCAAGCCGCCGGAAAAACCUGCCGGCCCCAAAGAGAAGAAAACGUUUGAUCGUGGCUCAUGGAGUGAAGCCAGUGGUAGCUUUGACGAUGUGGGAAGUGCAAGCGACCUGCUGUCGGAAACCCAGACGCCAUGCAUGUCUCCCCGUCGCUUGCGUCGGGAGAGGCUAUGGUCCGGGUCUGCAAAGGACGACUCUCUGCUGCUUACCCGCCAGCGUACCAUCUACACAGCAGGACGACCUCCCUGGUACAACGUUCAGGGCCAACUCAUGGAGCCGUUUGUCAUUGGCAUCUGCGGUGGCAGUGCUUCGGGCAAGACGACGGUGGCCAAGAAGAUAAUCGAGGCGCUUAAUGUGCCUUGGGUCACAUUGCUCAGCAUGGAUUCAUUCUACAAGGUGCUGGAUGCAGAGCAGCACCGGCAAGCCGAUGAGAACCAGUUCAACUUUGACCACCCGGAUGCGUUUGACUUUGACCUGCUCAUCGAGACGCUCAAGAAACUCAAAGGGAAGCGCGUUGAGGUCCCAAUCUACAACUUUGUGACGCAUGCACGUGAGAAGCGCUUCAAGUUUAUGUAUGGUGCGAACGUCAUCAUCUUCGAGGGUAUCCUCUGCUUUACCAACAAGGAACUGCUCAAUAUGAUGGACAUGAAGAUUUUUAUAGACACGGACAGCGACAUCCGGCUCGCACGGCGGUUACAGCGUGACAUCACCGACCGGGGCCGCGACCUCGAGGGCUGUCUGGCGCAGUACGAGCGUUUUGUGAAGCCAGCCUUUGACCACUACAUAGCCCCGUCCAUGGUUCACGCUGAUCUCAUCGUGCCCAGAGGUGGCGAGAACCACAUUGCCAUCAACCUGAUCGUUCAGCAUGUCCACACACAACUAGUCUCGCGGGGCCUGAAGCUACGCUCCAAGAUGGCCGAAUCGCACACUGGCCAGCCUCUGCCGGCCUCGCUACACCUGUUGCCGCAGACGCCCCAGCUGCGUGGCAUCCACACCUUCAUCCGCAACCGGGCCACGCAGCGUGACGAGUUCAUCUUCUACUCGAAGCGACUCAUGCGCCUCCUGAUGGAGUACACGGUGGCCCAGCUGCCCUUCCAGGAUGUUGCCGUGGAGACUCCUCAGGGAAUCAGCUACAACGGAAAGCGCAGUGCAGCCGGCAAGAUCUGCGGCGUGUCCAUUCUUCGUGCGGGCGAGACCAUGGAGCAGGCUCUAUGCGACGUCCUCAAGGAUGUCCGGCUGGGAAAGAUUCUCAUCCAGACCAAUCAGAGCACGGGAGAGCCUGAACUCUACUAUCUACGCUUGCCCAAAGACAUAAAGGACUACACAAUCCUGCUGAUGGAUGCCACGGUGGCAACCGGUGCAGCAUCCAUCAUGGCUGUGCGGGUGCUGCUCGAUCAUGACGUGCCCGAAGAAAACAUCAUGCUCGUGUCUCUGCUCAUGGCCGAGUCUGGAGUCCACUCGGUGGCCUAUGCGUUUCCCAAGGUGCGCAUCAUCACCACGGCCGUUGACCCUGUGGUCACCGAGAAGUUCUACAUUGAGCCAGGCAUUGGCAAUUUUGGAGAUCGGUACUUUGGCACCGAAGCACUCGAGUACUUGUGACGAAAAGAACAGUCCACUGGUGGGACCGGCUAGCCUGUGCACUGCGCGAGAGGGCACAGUGCCACAUUCUGCCCCCUGGCACUCGCCAAGCAGUGAAACAGUGCUGCUCGAGGCUUGUAAUGUGUGACGAACGGUCUGUGAUGCUGACGUCGAAUCUCGCCUUCUCUGCGACAAAUCAUUGAUAAGAGGCAGCGCCUAGUUUUUCUUUCAUAUCUCGGAAAGAAUGACCCGUCGAUGCUUGCCUUAAUGUUGUUACGCGAAAGAAUCCAUUCAUUGAAGUUCUCAGGAUAUUGCGCUAGGAGCCAUAGUUUAAAGGGGUGCGUGUUGGUUCUUGGCCUAUGUUACAUGAGCUCGUGGUCAUUCUCCUUGAAUGAUUGGUUUUCCGUCACCGUGACUGAUUCUGGCUUUCGAGCUGUGUUAUUUUUUCAUGGUGAUUUGGGCAACAGUCAUGCAUUUGUUGGUUCUUUUUUGUAUGUUUCUUUUUCUAUAGAUAUGCUGCAAGGCUGUAAUCUUAUGAACUUCAUAUUUGCAUCAAAUUUUGUUCUAUACAGCAUUAGUUCCUUGCAGCCAAGCUGAUGGAGGUCUUUUUGGACUUUUAACUUUUCUUUGCCUUGUUCGAACCAUGGGAUAUAAUCAAUCUGCUCGACAGAGGCAACCUAACGUUUUUCGGCCUUCUGGGAAUUGGGAAGGUCCUGGCUUCUAUGUACUUAUAUCGUUCCUGAGCUCAGUGACACGUUUUUCACAGCGAAAGCCUGUGGAAAGGAAGACUGUCUGGUUUGACCAGGCUUGUGAAAGCCAAUUCAAUGCCAGAAGGAGUUUGUAAACACAGCCUGACAAUUUUUAAUCUAUAUACAGUCGAACCCCUCUAUAAUGAAACCGCCGAGGAAGGAAAUUUUUUCGUUCUCGUGAGAAUUUCGCUGUCGCGAAAAUGGACAAAUAAGCACACUUAUGUUACUUAACCAGAACCAAAAUUUUAUGAAACAGCCGCUUGUGCUGCUCUGCUUCACCUUGCUGUGCAGGAGCUUAACGACUUGGGCCUCGCAGCUUAAUAAGCUAUGCAUAGCUUCGUCAUCGUAGAUGCCGAGGAAAGUCCGGAUAACGUCGAAAGCAUCAAGCACAUUGAGCUUCCUAACCUUUCUUGUGCUUGGUUUUCGCCAUCCUCGUCGCCACUUUCCGCAUGUUCUUUGCGCACGCUGUCUAUAACAGCGUCGUCGCUGCACUCCUCGUGCGCGAUCAAGUCGGCGUCCGUACACAGAAAGUGGUCCAGUUCAACAGCGUCUGGCAGCGUUGUAUCCACACUGCGAGGCGUGUCCCAUGCAUUGGUUAGUGGCUGUAGAUCGUCACCGCAUGCAGAAAUGCUCGCUUCCGGCUCUGGCCAAGGCUGCCGAGGUGUGCUGACCAGCCGCAAAACUGGCGUGCCUGAAGCAGUUUUGUAUAAGGGUGGCCGAAAUAACAGUCAACGCCCUGGCUAGCAUCUGCAGCGCCAUGAAAAGAUCAAUUUCCAUGAGUCGCUUCAUUUUUAUGUUUAACAAUAUCCGCCGGAUCAAUCUCCCCCCGUACGCAGACUUGACACUCUUAAUAACCCCUUGGUCCAGAGGUUGGAUAACAGAUGUGCAAUUUGAGGGGGAAGAAAUGAAGUGGAUGCUCGUCAGGACAAUGUCUCGGUGUGGUUGGCAUUGCAACUAUCCCAAAGAAAAAGGCAGACGUAUCUGCUCUGCCUCCGCAUAUCCGCAUCAAAGGCCUCCAGCUAGUUGGAGAAUAUCGCGUGCUUCAUCCGAGCUUUAUGAUUAGCAGUGUAUUUGACCGGCAACCUUCGGUUACCGUUAAAGCACCGUGGCUUUUUACUGAGCCGUCCAUGUUUGAGCACAAAAGAAUGGUCAUCCGCUUUUUGCUCAGCUUGCUGCCAUGACAUUUUUGUCCCCUCAGGUCGAGCGUUUUCGACUGCAACAUUUCGUAGAAACAGGCAGUUUCGUCCGCAUUAUAGCUAUCGGAGGGCUCGUAUUGGUCCAGUAUGUUUUCUUAACUUUCCUGCAUCCAGGAUAAUGCUGCUUCAGCGUGGACACUCGCCAACUCCCCAAGACAACGCCUUGGUGACGAUGCAGUGCCAUGCUUUCAAUCGGCUUAGCCAUCCUGCUCUCGCCUUAAAGCUAUUGUGCCCCAGAAAGCACGCGAAGUCAAUAGCCUUCUGCUGCAGAAGGCUUCCAGACAAAGGCAGCUUGUUCGCUCUCUUGUCGAGGAACCACUGGAAUAGGGUUUUGUCAACGUCUUCGUAGACCGGCAGUGCCGGUCUGAAGUGCCACCGUGCUGCUGUUUUUUGGAUUUCAGAAUCGUAGCGGGCAGUCGGGCAGUUUGUGGGGCAGGGUCGGCGGACGGCGGUGCCGUCAUGUGAAAUGUUGCGUGCCUAUGUAGUGGGGGGGCAACAGAUGGGCUAGCAAAACGCUGUUUUCAGCGCACAAAAAAAAAAAAAAAUCUUGUUGACCAAAUGUAAACAGCAAUGUCCGUGCCGAUGCUUUUGGCGGGAACGUAUGUGCCCGACUUGCCGGAUGAGUAUGCUGCUGCAAUUUUCGUACGUCUAAGUUCCCAGCUGGCUCAUGUGCCAAAAAAAUGUUGCAGAUAGCUACCUCAAACUUCCGUUAAUGCGGGACUGCUUUUUAAAAAUUCUUCGCUGUUGAGAGGGGUCAAGUGCAUUGAGCUCUGUGGAUGUUCACUGGGGGCACCAGAUUUCCCUGUUGCCAUGAGAAUUUCGUACUUGAGGCCUUUUGUUAUUGAGGGGUUCAACGGUAUACGCGAAUGGUGCAGUUCUUCACUUGACAAGUCACAGUGCGAAAUAAUAUGAUGGACCAGAAAAGUGUUUCUUGUCGUAAUAUGCCAAAUGUCCAGUAUUUGCUAGCUACUGAACUGCACUGCCAUUCUUGAGCUUACUGACGUGGGCAAAGCAGAAUUGGGCAUGAAGGCAUGCAUUUAUUGCUUAGUUAAUGUGUCUCUUUAUUUUUGCUUAAUAUGAAUUUCCCCAUUUGGCUUUGUCCUUAUGAUAAUUACUUCUUUCCUUCGGAUUAAGGGAACAUGACAUGUUUUGAUGUGGGUAUUUGCUUGAAGUUCCUCGCAUUAGAGAAAAGAUACCCAUCAUUUGCAUGUCUGGAAAGGCAUACGUGUUUAACGCUUGAUAUACACCAGGCCAUUGUUUCGAUGACGUAUCGUAUGUGAUGUGGUGCAUUAGCCAUCGAUGAUAACAUAGUCAAUGCAUAGUUCACGAUCGCGUGUAUACUUGCACAAUUCUAGCUUGUGUGGGCGAUUUUGUAUUUUGUAUUAUGGAUUUAAUACUGUACUUGACAAUUCGUGCGACGAAGCGUCGCUUGGAACAUCGCACGUUCCAGCUACCGCGGAACUCUUCAUGCAGUGUUUUCACGUGGAGUAUCGCGGAUUUUCACACGGCGUAUGAAAGACCAUGACAAUGCUAUUACUACGGGCUUUGUUGAUGCACAGCCAUUGCUGUGUAUGUGCCUUUUUUGUUUUAUGUGACGCCACCCAUGUCUCUCAAUGUGUGUUCAAAGUGCUUGCUUAUAGGGGCCCUGAAAAAUCAUAGAAUGUCAUUACUACGAAAUUACGUCGCCUCGCAAAUCUCUUGCCGCAGAAAUUUUUCAAAUCCUUCAAGCGAAGUUAGACAUAGUUACCGGACCGAUGAGCAGUGUUCUCUCUCCUUUCAUAUCUGCAAGUGCUGGAAGCUACACAGGGAAGACAGCUAAGGGGUGCGAAAGGAGUAAUGCUCCGCUGGCCCAGCGCAAAGGUUGAAUGUCUUGGCAGUGAAACUGCUCAAGCCGGCAGCGGUAUCUACUCUACGCUUUUUAUCUCGGAGGCCAUAUGCAAUGCAGAGGUGUUUUUUUUCCCCAUCUUUUCUGCAAACAUGUAUAUUUUUGAUUUAUUUAACUCACGUGAGCAAUAAUUGUAUCAGCGAGUUUUCUCACAAUCAUGAAAUCGGCCAAUAGCUGUUGUGGGCUCCGCUGCUUGCGGUGACGCUGCGUAACGACAUUGCAAACAAUUUUUUCACUGCUUUUGACACGAAGAUUGUGCAACCCGCCGUGGUGGCGUAGUGGCUAUGGCGUGUCCAAGGGCGCGGGAUCGAAUGCCGGCUGCGGCCGGCGCACUUUGACGGGCGUGAAAUGCAAAAAUGCCCGUGUUCCGCGUAAUGGGUGCAAAUUAAAACAACCCCAGGUGGUCAAAGUUAAUCCGGAGUCCCUCACUACGGCGUGCCUCAUAUUGAAAUCAUGCUUUUGGCACGUAAAACCCCAGAAUUUAAUCAAUUCUUUUAUGGCACAACAUUGUAAUUUGCCAGCUUGCAAUAAUAUAGUGUUUGGCUUGUCACAUGUUCACAGGAGCUUCGUUAAUAUAUUGGCAACAUUUUUUUACGAUGUUAAAAAGGUGUUUCAGGGCCCCCUUAAGGGAAGUGAGCUUUGUCCAAGCGGUUUUUAAGUGUGCAGCCAAGCUGACACUUGCAGGUGACUGCUGCUGUUUAUUUUGACUGCGCAGAUUUUUCUGCAUUACAGGUAAAUAAGUUGUGCCGCUGCACAGUUCUGUGCAGCAGCAAAUGAUCUUGCAAGUGCAGCAGUGGGUAGACCUGUUGUAUUUCACAAAGGGGGUAAGCCCAACUGCUGCAUCAUAGUCUUCACACUGGUCCCUUUUUAUUUUGUGGGGUUAUUUACAAGGAGGGAAGAUAUUAACCAGUUAGUCACGGUAGUAUUGUCUCUACAGGUGACGCUAUGUUUUGUUAUUUUGCGCUUGUGUUGAAGGCUAUUAACAGUGAAAUGUUACAAAUGAAAUUGAAUUCAUCGUGGAAAUACCUUUAUAUCUGAAAUUUGUUGCAAGUAUAUUUGUUACAUGCUGAUAUUGAUUAGAAGUAUUUUGAUUUACUUUGUUAAAUUCAGUAAUUCAUUAUAUGUAAGUGUUCUUUACAUGGAGGUCUGAAUGUAAAAUUUUCUGUGAGCCUUUUGCUUGGCACCCUGGAGUUCACUUCGAAAUGGUGCCAGUGGUGCCGGCUGCAACGUUGGGACCCUCCGUUUCCUCUUGUGCGUAGUGCACAUUCAGAAUUUGUGAUACAGGCCUUUCGGCUUUUGGGUAUUUUCUCUUUUCUUUUUUUUUACCCUUGGCUAAGGCAUCCCUGGUGCUUACCAGGAUGGCCUUAGUGUAUGUACACUUUCAUGGCUGCCCUCACUGUAUAAUUCGACAGCCUAAAGUCAUUUCUUUGCACAGUUUUGAAUAUCUGAUUAUGAAAUAAAACUGUGGGACAUAGGU
Messenger RNA from Dermacentor silvarum, 7404 nucleotides. Its product is annotated as uridine-cytidine kinase-like 1. Gene Ontology annotation, molecular function: kinase activity; ATP binding. Lineage: Eukaryota; Metazoa; Arthropoda; Arachnida; Ixodida; Ixodidae. Gene Ontology annotation, cellular component: cytoplasm. The record is from RefSeq and is a predicted model, not a curated record.